Molecule: messenger RNA, 2832 nt
Organism: Gaeumannomyces tritici R3-111a-1
Lineage: Eukaryota; Fungi; Ascomycota; Sordariomycetes; Magnaporthales; Magnaporthaceae
Exons: 3
Coding region: 152-2725 (857 amino acids)
Biological process (GO): mRNA processing
Cellular component (GO): spliceosomal complex
Molecular function (GO): mRNA binding
Source: RefSeq, a predicted model, not a curated record
CGCGUUUCCAGACUCUGCGCCGCCCGCGAAUUUUGCUCGUCAAUCGAGGCUGCGGACAAGCGACGCCGACCACCACAGCCGUCGUCCACGCUGCCACCUCAAGGCGCAUCAACAGUAUUCAAUAGCGUCUGCAGUGCCACAAGGCGCCACCAUGUCUGGCUACAGUCCCUACGGCGGAAGGCCGCCGCCGCACUAUGCCCUUCCCAACUACCCUGGAUUCCCACCGGUUCAGGGAGCUGGAGGACCUCCGGGAAUGAUCCCGCCGCCAGGUCUAGGCCCACCGCCAGGCAUGUCCUCCGCCCCAGGGAUGGCGCCCCCUCCAGGCAUGCCGCCGCCAAAUAACAACCCCCAAGCUAAUCGACCGAGCGGCCUGCCCGGUUCCUUUCAGCCGCCCGCGAACCUCCCAAACAUCAACUUCAACGCGCCUGUCAUUCGGCUCGGUGGACCCAACCUGCCCAACAAGCCCAACGUCCCGGCAGCCGGGGCGGGAGGCGGUCGCGGUUUCAGAGGUGAGCCAGACACGCCCGUGUCCGCUAGCGGCGACCACCGGGCCGGCGAUGGCGACCGUGAGCCGCGCGACCGCGAUAGGGGAGCCCGCGGCGGAGGCGGUCGCGAGACUCGUCACCCCUACGACCGGGGCCUCGAACAGGCGCGGGCCAACGUGCGCGAGAGCAUGCAGAACCUCAUAUCCCCGACGGUCGAGGAUAAGCUGCGCACCGUCUUUGUUCGGAACAUUCCCGAGGGAGUUUGCGGUGAGGUUGGUCUCCAGAAGAUUCUCAACUCGGUCGGCCGGCUCAAGCGCUGGGACUCGGCCAAGUCGCAGAUGGAAGCCACCAAGGGCCACGUGUUUGGAUUCGCCCAGUACGAGGAUUUCGAUGCGCUAGCCACUGCUGUUGAGCUUCUCCGAAAUCUAAGGGUCCCCGCCAAAAAACAGGAACCAACCGACGGCGCGGGCGAGCCAGCCGGGGCCAAGGAGGACACGAAGGACCAGCCCAUGGAGGAUGUCAAGAAAGAGGCCAACGGCGAGCAGCAGAACGGGGACGACGCCGACAAUGAGAAGGCCGCCGACGAGCAGCCCGCCGAAGAGGACCUGUACCCGGGCAUCGACAAGGUGGUGCUGCGUGUGACGGUCGACGAAGCCACGAUUAAAUCCUUGGACCAUCACCGCUCCACACUGGGAGAUGACGGCCAGGCAAAGGCAAAGGCCAACCUCGAGUCGGCGCGCGCCAGGCUGAAGGAGGUGGUGCAUGACCUGUUCAGGCCGAGCGUCAAGGCCGCCAAGGACAGCGACGGCGACGUGGCCAUGAGGGAUGCUGCCGCGUCGGGAGAUGUCGAGGUCAUUAGUAUUCCGCUUGCCCAGGAUGACGAGCUAGCAGAGAUCCCACCCGAGAUGCGUGAAGUCGUAGCUGCCGAGAUUGCCGCCUUCCGCGAGCGUAGCAACCAGCGCGAUCAAGAGCGCCUGAAGCGAGAGGAGGAACUGGAGGAGCAGGAGCGUCAGCGCAGCAACGGCGGCCGUGCCUUGCGUGUGGACUCGCCGCCCGCCGGGUCCAACCAGACACCUAUCGGACCCCGCGUGCUCAACGCGCCAUCUGGCCCACGGGGCCAGAACGGCACCAGCCGACGCGACGGGCGCGACGGCGUAGCCUUUGUCAACGGCGGUGCCAUCAAUGGUGACGGGCAGUACUGGAGAGACGAUGACGACACAGACGCGAGCGACGAGGAGCUGCAUCAACGUGAGCUCUCCAAGCAAAAAGCCGACGACGACAAGCUGUACAACGAGGCAGAGCGCAAGUGGGCCAACCGCGAAAGGGCCCGUCAGGCAGCGCUGGACCGUGAGCAGGAGCGCGACCGAGGCGAGGCGGAGAACGCGGCCAGGAGGAAAACGGAGCAGCUUGAGCGCGAUCGUGGCUGGGACGACGAACGGGAGGCCAGUCGCAAGAGCCAUCUGUACUAUCGUGACAGAGGAGCGUGGGCUCGCAAGCGGGCGCAGGAGCUGGGAGAGGAGCGUACACGCGACGACGCGGACCGGCGUGCUGAGGCCGAGGAGCGGCGGCGCGAGGAGCGGCAGAUGGAGCAAGCCAAGGGCAUGGCCGACUCGUUCCUUGAGCAGCAGGAGCGCGAAAUGCUUCCGGCUGGCGGGGAGACCGUGGCUGGUGGCGCCGACGGGCGACCGGAGAGCGGGGCGCCCGCGGCAGCACCACAGCGCUUCACCAUCUCGCUGGGCGCAGCGGCCCAGAAGGCGCAGACGCAACGCGCGGCGCCAGCGCGGCGCACGUUUGCCGAGGUCGAGGGCCUGCUGGACGACGAGGAGGCGGACGGCAAGACGCGACGACAGCUGAUCCCCAUCAAGUUCGAGCCGCUGUCAGCAGGUCAGAUCAUGACGGAGGAGGAGGUCCAGAAGGCGGUCCGGUCGCUCGCGCAGGAGAUCCCGACGGACAAGGACGGCCUCUGGGCGUGGGAGGUGCAGUGGGACCACAUGGAGGAGUCCAUCAUCCAGGAGAAGCUGCGGCCGUUUGUGGAGAAGAAGGUUGUCGAGUAUCUGGGCGUUCAGGAGGAGAUCCUGGUCGAGGUAGUGAUGGACCACCUGCGCAAGCACGGCAAGCCGGCGGAGCUGGUGGAGGAGCUGGAGGGCGCGCUGGACGAGGACGGCGAGGACCUGGUCAAGAAGCUCUGGCGCAUGGUUAUUUUCUUCACCGAGAGCGAGAAGCGUGGGUUGCCGGCGUAGAAGACGGCAGCGGCAUGACUUGUCGGUUGCUUCCCGGUUGUUGACUUGAUACUUGAUACCAGCCUUGUUUGUGUGUAUGAAUAAUAUCAAUCAUGUUUUCAGGUUCG